Molecule: messenger RNA, 1032 nt
Organism: Rotaria sp. Silwood1
Lineage: Eukaryota; Metazoa; Rotifera; Eurotatoria; Philodinida; Philodinidae
Source: the annotation of a GenBank genome assembly
AUGGCCGAUUAUCGCCCAUCUAAAAGAUUAUUACUACUUUCUCUUUGUUUUAUAUUCAGUUUUAUAAUUAUUACAUUAAUUAUAAGAAAUUCUUCUUCAAUUAAAAAUACUAAAAAAAAUAUUGAUUCGAUUGCAUCAACGACUAGUUGUAAACAUGUUUCAAUAGAUGAAUUAGAUCGAUGGUUUCAUUCUAAAACAUGGCAUGAAAUUCCAAAAAUAAUUCAUCAAACAUGGAAAAAUAAAACAUUACGUGAACGACAAGCACGUUGGAGUCAAACAUGGUGUGAACAAUAUACUGAUUGGUAUUAUCAUUUAUGGACAGAUGAUGAAAAUGAUUUAUUUGUUCAAACGAAAUUUCCAUGGUUUUAUUCAACAUAUAAACAAUUAUCACCAGCUAUUCUUCGAGUGGAUAGUGUACGUUAUUUAUAUAUGUUAUAUUAUGGUGGACUUUAUAUUGAUUUAGAUUAUGAAUCAGUACGUCGAGUUGAUGAAUUAUUUAUUAAUAAAUAUAUAGUACUUUCUUUAAUAAAUUAUUCAUUUAAUUCCAUGAAUAGUGUACCAAAUUCAUGGCUUGUUUCUCGACCUAAUCAUCCAUUAUGGACAUAUAUUUUAUAUCGAAUUAUGUUAUUAUGGUCUCGUGCAACAGAUCAAGAAAGGAAUAGUUUUUGGAAUGGUAAAGCAGAAUUUUUUACUGGACCACAAUCACUUUUUGAAGGUUUAAUGUUUUAUUUACAUUCAAAUCAACAUACAGCUCAAACACUUGAUCAACUUUUUGGAAAUAAAGAAAAUCAAAAAUCAGAUUCUAUAUUAGAAGUUGCUAAUAUAACAUUUUUAGGACCAAAAUUAAUCAAUGCAUAUGAUUGGAUGAGUGGCAUUGGUACAGAUGUAUGUUCAGCAGAAAAACCUACAUUUAAUGAAAAUAAAUGUAAAGAUAUUGUUAAACCAAUUUAUGCUAUUACUUAUUGGUCACAUUCAUAUGGACAUGGACAUGAAAAUGAUGCUAAUUAUUUAGAAAAUAAAAAAGCUCGUUAA